Molecule: messenger RNA, 567 nt
Organism: Zygosaccharomyces rouxii
Lineage: Eukaryota; Fungi; Ascomycota; Saccharomycetes; Saccharomycetales; Saccharomycetaceae
Gene: CGI121
Product: Cgi121p
Exons: 1
Coding region: 1-567 (188 amino acids)
Biological process (GO): tRNA threonylcarbamoyladenosine modification; telomere maintenance via recombination
Cellular component (GO): EKC/KEOPS complex; nucleus; cytosol
Source: RefSeq, a predicted model, not a curated record
AUGCCCGCCAAGACAGAGAAACAACUAACAAGAAAAAAGAAUCCAAAAUUUUCAUCGAUGGCCCUCAUCAGUAGUCUACCGCAGUUUCCAGAUACUCGUAUUAGCUUGAGAUUAUUCCACAACGUUUCAAACGCAAGUGAAAUACGAUCCAAAGUGGCACAAUUGCCCUACGCAAUAAUCGAUGCAAGAUCAAUUUGUUCCUUGGAGCAGGUUUAUUCUGCUAUCUACCGGGCACUAGUAGAAUCCAAGUAUGGUAAGUUGAAGACUAAGAGCCUGCACUCUGAAUGUCUCUAUAGUUUGUCAGCCACUUCCAACAUCGGUGAAGCUUAUAAGAAUUUUGGUAUUAAAGAUGAUUCCCAAAUGUUGUUAGUGAUUCAAAUAGUGGAUAAAGACCAGCAAGAUUUACAACUGCAAGGAGAUGAGGUCCCUCUGAAUGAUGAGAAUUUAUCUCAAAAUUGUGAUAUGACCUUCAUUAGAAAAAUCUAUAAAUUAAACGAGUUCCACAGUACUUCAACUAUUGAAAUAUCUAGAGCCGUGGUAAAUUGUAUCCAAUUAAGAGGUUUGUGA